This is a messenger RNA of Vanessa atalanta (red admiral), 1098 nucleotides long. RefSeq lists its product as uncharacterized. The transcript is spliced from 5 exons. Bases 69 to 740 code for a protein of 223 amino acids. NCBI's taxonomy places the organism in Eukaryota, Metazoa, Arthropoda, Insecta, Lepidoptera, Nymphalidae. The record is from RefSeq and is a predicted model, not a curated record.
CCAGCCGCGCGCUAUUACAACAGUGUCUUUGUGAAUUUUUCCCGCCGUAUUUUUAUCUUCAAAAAAAGAUGCAGGCGUGGGUAAUGGUGGCGUGCGCAACAGCGCUAGCGGCGUUAGCCUCUGCGCAAAAACCUGGAAGAUUCCUAUCCCUGCCGGUGCCGUCGAAAUGCGCCAAUAGGCCUAAGGAAUUCUUCUACCGUGGUCACAAUUACUUCUACAGCGGACACGUUCCCGAGCUCGCUAACAGGAAAGUAGACUGGUUAGACGGACGCAACAUCUGCCGCGAGUAUUGCAUGGACCUUGUUUCAAUGGAAACUCAAGAAGAAAAUAAUCUAAUUUUCAAACUCAUUCAGCAAAACGAUGUUCCGUAUAUAUGGACCUCUGGCCGUCUUUGCGACUUCAAGGGAUGUGAAUCGCGUAAAGAUCUCGAGCCUAAGAACGUCUUUGGAUGGUUCUGGUCUGCGAACCGCGAAAAGAUGUCGCCUACCAACCAGAUUCCCAAUGGUUGGGGCUACAACCCAUGGUCACAAACCGGACACAAGAAGCAACGUCAGCCUGACAACGCUGAGUUCGACAUCAACGGAACCUCAGAAUCCUGUCUCAGCGUCCUUAACAACGUGUACAACGACGGUAUCGCGUGGCACGAUGUCGCUUGCUAUCACGAGAAACCUGUGGUCUGCGAGGACUCAGAGGAACUCCUUAAUUACGUAGCGAGCACCAACCCUAAACUCCGUCUGUGAUUUCUAACACAUCAUACAAGCUUAUUUCAAAUUCACUUCAAUUAAUAUAAUUGUGUAAUUUAACGCGCGAUUUACUUAGAGGUCCGUUUAUACUCAUGUGUAACAAAUGCACAAGUGAAAGAAGCUGUAGUUCUACCACAGAUAACAGACUAACGUCAAUAAUAUGAACAGCACCAUAUUUUCUAUUUUAAGAAGCACAUCUCUCAUUUUUUAUUAGGACUUGCCAUAUUCUAAACGUGUAACGAUCUCUUCGACACACACUGCCCUUCCGUCGUACAAAAUUAUUGUACAGAAUAGCAUAAGUCUAUAUAAGUUUAACUAAGUUUAUUUUAUCUAAGGGAAGAAUUUCUAUUUGUAU